AUGCUGUCAAGUAAAACCCAAAAAACCAAGGCGUACUCCAACAAAUAUAAAGUUUGCUGUAGUAAACAAAGCAUAUCGGCAAACAACCAAAUUGUGUCAACACUCAAUAAAUAUGAAUUUUCCGUCAAUUUUGAAAUUAUCCAAGACAAAGAUUUAAAGCCAAUUGCAUCAGCGCUGCCUGGUCUUACGCAAAUUAAAAAAAUUGAAUUAAGUAAUAGUGAUAAGCAUAAAGCUGUGAUCCCUUAUUCAAAAUCAAGCCCAAAAGGAUCACGUACAGUUAGGACUGAUGCUCAGACAAGCAAUUUGGACCCUGAAAACCAUUCAACGUUCGCGAGCUCUAGAGAACGUGACGAAUUUGAGAAAAAAAGAAAAAUCAAAGGGAUCAAGAUUUUUAAAGCCAUUUCAGAGAAUUUGGAGCAUAAUAGGCACCUAACCACGCUUAUUUUUGAACAGAUUAAUAUAGAAUUUGAGGGCUGAAACUUGUUAGCUAGAGGCUUUAAUGCAAAAUUGCCUUUAAGCUAUAUAGAAAUCACGGACUGCAGGCUAAAGGACAAAGAUUUUGCCUGUUUUGCGCCUUCUCUGGUGAACCUAAAAUUUUUGAAUAUUUUGAUUUUAUCGAAAAAUGAGCUUGAGGACUGUGGGUUUGACCUUGCAAGGGUAAUAAGCAAAAAUAAUGAAAGAGUGGACGAGAUAGUUUGGCUUGCAGGGUUAAGAGGAGAGCAGCCAGAAAUGGGAGGAUCUGGAAAAGGCCUUGAAGAACUGAAUUUAUCUUAUAAUAAACUCAAAGAUAAAACUGUCUAUGAUUUAUCAAGUGCGCUGUAUCAUGAUAGUAUCAUAAAAGCGCUGGAUAUUUCUUAUAAUAGUAUUACUAUACAAGGGCUGCAAGAAAUAGUCAGCGCGUUAUAUACAAAUUCGACCUUAUUGUAUUUAGAUAUUUUUGGAAAUGGGAAAAGUAUCCCUAUAAGUUUUGCCAAGGUAAUUUUGAAAAAAUUAAAAAUUAAUUUGAGAAGAUUUAGGAGCAGGAGGAAUUAUUCAGGAGACUGAGAAAAAAGACUUAUAAAUAUAAAAAAUUCACUUGGGCCGAUUUUAUUGGCGUCAGAGCCUAUAAGUCCGAGAGAAACAGAGAGGAAAUUGAGGGUGAUAAAAAAAUCAGAAACCCAAGAAUCGAGAGAGAUCACUUGUGAGAGUCCUUAUGAUUUUGAAGAAAAAUCAGAAGAAGAGAUACUGAUGGAGCCGGAGUACUCAGAAAGCGAGUCUUCUUAUGUCCCAACAAAAAAAGGGCUACUAGGAUAUGAUCAUACCCCACUUCAUGAAUCCAGAAAAAAAUUGCCUGAGAGUUGUGAGAAAUGCAUAUUUUAUUACAUUAAUUAUCAUUCAUUAAAUUGUAACGACGCAUAUGGUCGUUAAAGCUCUUAAGGGCUCUUUAAUAACCAAUCCGUAAUCGUUUUUUGUUUGCACUGUGUAGCACUUAAUCGUUCUCCCUAGAAAUCCUGAGUCAUAAAUUAUCGGUAAAAUGUUGAUGGGAGAGCUGAAGCCAAAGUAGGUACCAUCCUUGCCAAAUCCCAGGAUUGGGAGAUCCUCUUCUUUCGCAGCCCUUAGAUUGGGGUAUGUUUUCGCUUAUUGCUCCACAUCUGCAAUAAAAAAAAUUAUUACAUUAAUUAUCGCUAUAAGCUAUAGACAAUUCCUAUUUCUCUAUAGAAAAUAGAAUAUCAAUAGCAGGUCUCGUAAUAUAGUUUCCCUUCUCUUUAUAAAGAAUUUGAAAAAGCUUUAUUUAAAUCAGAAAGCACCUGUCUUGCUUUAACUGAAAAAAUUAAAAAACUAGAAGCCCGAAUCGCUUUUUUAGAAGAAAAAGCAUCCCCAGUAGACUCUGAUAAAAGUUUAGACUUUUACCAAGAAGAAUCAAGCCCAAACACCUUAAGCCCUUCUCCAGAAAGUGAUAUAGAUACCUUAAGCAGGAUCAACAACAUGAUGAAAGAGCUCGGCAAACUUAUGGACGCCUUUGAAAGCCGAAAUCCAGGCAAAUCCAAAAAAUUGUUUAAUUUAUAG
Blepharisma stoltei is the source of this 2046-nucleotide messenger RNA. Lineage: Eukaryota; Ciliophora; Heterotrichea; Heterotrichida; Blepharismidae. The record is from the annotation of a GenBank genome assembly.